GCCUCAUCGAAGAAGAAGAAGAAGACGAGCCCGGAGUAGGAAUUCCGCGUUGGAUGACCGUUCAAAUCGAUUUUUCCAUGUCGGACACUCCAUUUUCUCCUCAGUUCCCAGUUGUUUGAACGGACUGAUGUCGAGAUGUCCAAAUUCCCCGUUUCGACUUCCUAGUGUAUUUCAUCGCAGCUGUCGGGAAUGUCAGAUGUUGUCACAGCUAGUUUUGAAUGUUGAUUCAUAAUUCCACAUAAGAUUGAAAGGUUAAAUUAUAAAAGAUGCCGAGGGUCCCAGCAGUCCUUGAAUAUGAAACACUGACCGAGUGUAAAUACAGCUUCCCUGUUGAGGUUGUCAGUGAUAUCAAGAAUGUUACAGCGACUUAUGGAGACCUGCGUAUGUAUGUGGACUUCUACUGUUUCCCCAAUAAGGAAAAGAAGAAGUUAGUUUAUUUGGCUGGUACUAUUCCAGUUCCACAUGACGCAGGUAACACAUAUAAUAUCCCAGUGUGCAUCUGGCUCCACGAGACUCACCCCCAGAGCCGGCCGCGGUGCUACGUGUGUCCCUCCAUCUCCAUGUUGAUCAACCCCAGGUGCCCAUAUGUUGAGGCCAGUGGGCAGGUGCUCCUCGACUGCCUCAACAACUGGAAGAGCGGGCUGGCCAACCUGUCAUUGCUCGUCUCAGAAAUGAGGUCUGCAUUUCAAAAGGAAACGCCCCUCUUUGCCAUGCACCCAAUCAGAGUUCAGAUGCUACCUACUACAGCACACUCCAGUGCAUAUGCAGAGUCUUCGGACCCUGGCAGCUGGCCUCAACCAAGCAGCUCUACCCCGAGAGCCAGGCGCUCCUCAAUGUCCCCCACGCCACUACCUAGAGCAAUAGUUCCGCCCAAGAGUUUAAAGUCCAGCCAAUCGGGGCCUCUCAGAGAGUCUGCGACUGGUGUGAGGCGGUCCUACACAGAGGAGCUACUGGAUAUGGGGAUAAACUUUGGAGUGCCAGGUGGAGUCCAGUUUCCAUUCUCCUCCACCAACCCCUUCAUCACUACUGCCUCUGCGCCAAAUAACACUCCUGUUAGUUCUGAGGACAUGAACAACCUAUUCAAGAGCCUACAGCUGGAAAAUGUUGUCAAUGUGUACCAGCUUGGUACUAAAGAAAGAGGACAGAUGCAAGGCAAUGGAGGUGAUCGAGGUGGUGGUGACCACCCCCCAAUCCCCACUGCAGUCACGCCCCUAGUGAACAACCAGCAUCGUAUCCUGGUGAGCCAGCUGCCACCGGACCAGUCCCCCAGCCGGGUGAAGAACAAGCUCACCCUCUACUUCCAGCGCAGGAGCAACGGUGGGGGAGAGGUGCUGGAUGUGACCUACCCUUACCCCCCGACCCAGCACGACCAGGCCCUGGUCAGCUUCCGCAGUCCCAGAGAUGCAGAGCAGGUGCUCUUACAGGCAGACCGAAUCUUUACUGUGAAUGAGCGGCCUUUCCGUAUACAGCUCAAGAGGGUCAACAGUGCUCAGAUUACCGUGCCGCCCGGCGUCUCCGGCGACAAGGCGGCCAUCUUCCAUAGCCUGCUGUCACUUGAGGGGCGGAGCUUCAGCCAGGCCGACGUGGAGGAGGCGGUACAGUCGUGCCGGGACCUUCCCUCGGCCCUCAAGUACCUGUCCCAUGAAUGCCCCAUCUGCCGCGAGCAGGUGUCCUUCAGCAAGAUCAUCACUAUGACCCAUUGCCUGUGUGCCUUCUGCGAGAGCUGCUUCAAGGCCUACUUCUCCCAGGCCAUCAAGGAGAAGAGCAUCGUCCAUGUGGUGUGUCCCAUGUGUGGCCAGCCCGACGUGCGUCAGAGCCAGGGCGGCGUGGAGGAGGCCUUGGACUACUUCAGCCUUCUGGACACACAGAUCAGGCACUACCUAGAUCCUCAGAUCCACGAGUUGUUCCAGAGGAAGCUGAGAGACCGAGCCUUGCAGGAGAUGCCUAACUUCCGCUGGUGUGCCCACUGCUCCUUUGGCCUUCUACACGAGGCUGACCAGCUGAGAAUGGACUGUCCUAGUUGUAGGAAGAGCACCUGCUCCCAAUGCAAGACUGCAUGGGCUCCACAACACCAGGGUCUUUCCUGUGAGAAGUUCAGAGAGUGGCAACUCCACAAUAACCCAGAGUACCAGACCGCAAAACUGGAGAAUCUCCUCAGCAGGAAUAAAAUAGAAUGUCCAAAAUGCAAGUUUGUGUUCUACCUUUCCAAGGGAGGCUGUCUCCAUUUCAAAUGCACCCAAUGCCAGCACGAGUUCUGUGGCGGCUGUAAUAGGCCCUUCAAAUUAGGCGUGGGGUGUGACUUCUCAGCUGAGUGUGGGUCCAAGGGGUUACACGCCCACCACCCCAGGGACUGCCUGUACCACCUGAGGGACUGGAACGUGCCCAGACUACACAGGCUGCUUCAGCUUUACGGAGUGUCCCUCGCUGGCAUGGUCAAAUCCAAAGUGGGCUCUACAGGAACAAAUUCACAAGGUGUGUGUGCAGUGCUGGAGCACAGAGAGAUGGCUGGAGACGGGCCUUGUGGUCUACCAACUCUCCCAGAGUACAGUGGCUACUGCAUCUUACACUAUAAAGAGUGUCUAGUGGAGCUGAUUAACCGGAGUCAUGCGGAUCCAGCCGUUCUGUUCGAUGUGGCCGAGAUGUUGGCCGAGUUACAGCGGUGGCACAUUCCUGUUCCACAGAAGAACCUUCAGGAUCCUGAGGCACUCUAUGUACAGCACCUUAGACAGACCCUGACUAGGAAGGUUAGCCUGAGGGACAACAAGCUACCCCCUGUGAAGGUGAAAGAUGACCUUUGCCCCCUACCCUCAUCGAGCGCUGCGGGACCACGCUGGUCUUCUGCUCAGAGAAACACACCGACGCGCUUCCAUGACGACUCCCAAUUGCUGCUCUUGCUCAACGACUAAGGCCAUGUAAAAUACUUGGCCUGACCUGGGCUGGGUUCCUUAGGGCACAUGAUGGCAAAUGCUUUUACAUGUUUUGCUACGGAGAAAAACAUGUGUUUCUUAAUGGAUAAGGCCAGGUUCCUUGCGUCAGUCCGUUUUCUUCCGUUUGGUGCCUCGUGAAUACCACCCAGGCUUGUGUUAAGUAGGGAGAAAACAUUUUUAAAUUAAGUGAAACUGGGGGGGACUACCCGGUCUUGUCCAAUGAGAGAAACACAUUUGUUUUCCGUUGCAAUUUUUUGUUGUUGCGUGUCCUAAUAAACAUGAUCCAGUGGUAAUAUUUAACUUCAACCCUCUGUCAUAAUGGCUAUGUAACACUGGCCUAAUAAUGACAUAGAAAUAGCACCAUAAACCGUCCAUAGAAGACAGGGACAAGGUAAAUUGGUCCUUUGAGGAGCUGUGUUGCACACUGCUGCUCUAGAUCUAGCUAUGCUGUGGCCAGGAUUAAAUCAAAAGUGCAUUGAGAUCACGGUAAACGCAGUGGAUGUCAACUCGAGCGUAAAGUGCAGUGCACUUUUGAUUUGAAAUAACAACCGGAUCUGGUACAUUAAGAUUUUGUUUGUUUUCAUUUUAAUUUGUUUGACGUUUAUUCUUAAUAAACAUGUAGAUACAAAAAUAUAAACGCAACAUGCAACAAUA
This is a messenger RNA of Oncorhynchus gorbuscha (pink salmon), 3581 nucleotides long. RefSeq names its product E3 ubiquitin-protein ligase RNF31. Bases 267 to 2906 code for a protein of 879 amino acids. Gene Ontology annotation, biological process: protein linear polyubiquitination; protein transport. Gene Ontology annotation, molecular function: ubiquitin protein ligase activity; linear polyubiquitin binding; K63-linked polyubiquitin modification-dependent protein binding. NCBI's taxonomy places the organism in Eukaryota, Metazoa, Chordata, Actinopteri, Salmoniformes, Salmonidae. The record is from RefSeq and is a predicted model, not a curated record. Gene Ontology annotation, cellular component: LUBAC complex. The transcript has 21 exons.